ACUAACUUUUACAGUUAUUUUCAUUUCGUGCGAUUGCAAAAUUUCUCGUAAUUUUAUGAACACGCGUUUUUGCCAAACAACGAUCCGAAUACAAUAAAAAAAAAAAUGUUGGCACGUGAGGAGAAAUAUACGAAAUAUCUUAAUGAACACGGAGUAUUGCCGCGGCUAUUGGAAAUAUUGCAGCAACUUGUUGAUCUCAAACCGCUGCCCAUCGAUCCUCAAUUGGAAAUUUUGCACACCAUCGGAUGUCCCCUAAUUCCGCAGUCCCAAAUGAAAGCGCUGGAACGCAAAGUGUCACGUGCCCAAGAAGAACUGCGUUAUUUGCGUCGCGUUCUCAUUGAUUUGGGUGGACAAGAUUAUCUCUACGACAGCGACAACGAUGAAGAUGAUUACGUGGGCCAAGUAGGCGAAAUGGGAGCUGCGCCCCUUUACUCCCCAGACCCAACGAACUACGAGGAGAGCAUUGCGUCCAACUCUCAGUAUAUGGUUGAAGCGUCUAUUAAUCUCAGCGAGGGAAUCGGAGUUGAGCAGCAGCAAAGCGAUGAGCAGCCGAGCUGCAGUCACCUCCAUCCCAACGCGCAAGAUUUGUAAGCGAAUCUUGUGUAUUCCAAUUUUGUUUAGUAUAUCAUUGCUUAGGAGAAAAGCAUAACAUUUUAUAGAAUUUGGAGAAAAAUCUGCCGCUUAAGAGCGUUCUAUUUUAUACAUUUCAAGAAAAAGUUGCGUAUUAUGCGGUAUUAUAUUAAGCAUUUGCAAAACGAAUUUUCAUUUAACGCAUUGUGUAAACCAAUUUUGAAUUUUGUUAUCAGAUAAGACAUAAAAUCCACGCUAGAUCGUUGGUGGAAAUUUAGUAUUAAGUUUAAUUCGUUAUAAAGAAUUUGUCAAGCUAAGAUUGACAGAAAUAUCGUGAAAUAUGUAUAAUGUUUUUAGAAAUAUCAUU
Drosophila sulfurigaster albostrigata is the source of this 937-nucleotide messenger RNA. RefSeq lists its product as uncharacterized. The transcript has a single exon. The record is from RefSeq and is a predicted model, not a curated record. Bases 106 to 591 code for a protein of 161 amino acids. Lineage: Eukaryota; Metazoa; Arthropoda; Insecta; Diptera; Drosophilidae.